Kickxella alabastrina is the source of this 2601-nucleotide messenger RNA. RefSeq names its product P-loop containing nucleoside triphosphate hydrolase protein. Lineage: Eukaryota; Fungi; Kickxellomycota; Kickxellomycetes; Kickxellales; Kickxellaceae. Bases 175 to 2541 code for a protein of 788 amino acids. Gene Ontology annotation, molecular function: ATP binding; DNA translocase activity; ATP-dependent chromatin remodeler activity. Gene Ontology annotation, biological process: double-strand break repair via synthesis-dependent strand annealing; reciprocal meiotic recombination. Gene Ontology annotation, cellular component: nucleus. The transcript has 4 exons. The record is from RefSeq and is a predicted model, not a curated record.
UGCUUAUUUACUUUUAUUGUAAACUUUUUGUAUUGCUCUCGCAACCUGCUUCAUUUCUCAUUUCUCAUUUAUCUAUAUAAAAUAAUAUUUUUCACUCCCUCAUUCCCCCUUCAGCAGCGCGUUUAUUUAUUCACCUACUAGCCACAAAUUCAGCAUUACUCUUUUUUCUUUAAAAUGAGCGGAUCUGUUGUAUAUGCAUCUCAAAUUUCCAACAAAAAACUAUGCAAACCCUUUAUCAUCAGCACGGCCAACGCACUCAAACGACCUAUUGCUCGCCCGUUGGGCACGACGUCCAAGCGGCUGCGGAUCCGCAGCAACAACGACGACGACGACGACGAUGAUGCAGAGAAGCGGGAGGACGCCAUCUUGCUUCCAGGAGUUAACUACAAUGGCAUGUCGAAGAGUGUGUUUAAACCGUUUAGACCGCCCACCAAAAUAAGAAAGGAUGGUGACGAGGAAGACGCAGAUGAAGCGAUAGCUGACCAGAGCAGCGCAGAUGGCAAGCUUGCUUUUCGGCCGUUAGGCAUGCGUCGCCGGCUGAAUAUCAUCCGUGGACCGCGGUACAACCCUGAUACAGAUGACGCUGUCGUGCUGUUCCGUCCCGAGGAUGUACUAUCACCCGUGCCGCCAUCGCCAUCGUCUACAAGCUCUGGGACUGCGCAGGCAGUGGUUCCUGUGGCCAGCAAAAAGAGGACACUGAAGGAGAUCCUGGGCUGUGGCGGCUCCAGCGGUCCCGAGGAAGGCAAGCUGGUUGCUGUUGUCGUCGACCCUGUGCUCGGGCGCAAGCUGCGUCCACAUCAGGUCGAUGGCGUCAAGUUUCUGUACAACUGCAUCACUGGGUCCAUAUACCCCAACGCGUUUGGCUGCAUCAUGGCUGACGAGAUGGGACUGGGCAAGACGCUGCAGUGCAUCGCUCUGCUCUGGACGCUACUCCAGCAGUCACCCAUAGCGGGAAAGCCCAUCAUUGAGAAGUGCAUUGUGGCGUGCCCCUCGAGCCUCUGGCUUGGAUCCACAAAAAUCUCGCCCUUGGCCUGCGACAACAAGGGCACAAAGGACAAGGUCACCGCCAGUCUGCGCGCGUUCAUGUCUGCCAGGGGUCGCCGCGUCAUUCACCCGGUGCUGAUCAUUUCGUACGAGUCGCUACGCAUAUACAAGGACAUUCUGAGCGCCUCGCCAAUCGGCUUGCUGAUGUGUGACGAGGGCCAUCGGCUGAAGAACUCCGAUUCACAGACCUUCCAGGCGCUUAACGAGCUGCAGAUCCAGAGGCGCAUCAUUCUUUCGGGAACACCCAUUCAGAAUGACCUGUCGGAAUACUUUUCGCUGUUGAACUUUACCAAUCCUGGCCUGCUAGGCGACACACAAGAGUUCCGUAAAAAGUACGAGAUUCCGAUUAUGCAUGGCCGCGACUCCAUGGCUACUGAGGCUGAGCAGAGGCGGGGUGACGAGGUUCUUUCCCAGCUCAACGCCAUUGCCAGCCGCGUCAUCAUCCGGCGUACGAACAACCUACUGUCCAAGUACCUGCCCAUCAAGUACGAGCACGUUGUUUUCUGCCCUCUGACGGAACUCCAGACCGAUCUGUACGAGCUGUUUCUCAAGUCCAAGGAUGCCAAGGCGGCGAUCGGCGAGGGCGGCAAGUGCUCGCUGCAGACUAUCAUCAGCCUAGGCAAGCUGUGCAACCACCCGAGCCUUCUCGACAUUCGUGCCUCUGUCGACGGAUACGAAAAGAGGCGCGCACCGGUCAGCUACGCUGCGUCGGACUCGCGCUCUGCGGGCGACCGGCCAUUCCAUCCGAAGUGGUCGAGCAAGAUGGCCAUGCUCGACCGCAUGCUGCAGCAGAUCCACAAGGGCAAAGAGAAAGACAAGAUUGUUCUGAUUUCAAACUACACCCAGACUCUGGAUCUGUUUGAGGGGCUCUGCCAGGCACGCAACUUUGGCCACUACCGCUUGGACGGCACUAUGACGAUCAGCAAGCGACAGACCAUUGUGGACCGCUUUAACGACCCGUCAGACCCGGCAUUUGUUUUUCUCUUAAGCUCAAAGGCCGGUGGCUGCGGUAUUAACUUGGUUGGCGCUAACCGCCUGGUUCUCUUUGACAGCAGCUUCAACCCCGCCGAGAACCUGCAGGCCUGCGGCCGCAUCUGGCGCGACGGCCAGAAAAAGCCCUGCUACAUUUAUACGUUUGUGACGACGGGCACAGUGGAGGAAAAGAUCUUUCAGAGACAAUCGUAUAAGACCUCCUUGUCCACUUGCGUGAUUGACGAGCAGGAGAAUGUCGAGAGGCACUUUUCGAGGCAAGAGAUGAAGCAGCUGUUCCAGGCCAAGUUGAGAGGCACGACCGCAUGCGAGACGCACGACCAAUUCAAGUGCAGGAGGUGCGUCAAGGGCCAUCAAGCGAUAAAGGCCACCGAGCCGAUGGAUUUCGCCGACCACAACUCGUGGGACCAUUUUAGCUUUAACGACUGUCACAAGUUGCAGGACCAGCUGCUGAAGAGCUGCAUGGGCAAGGACGUGUCUUUUGUGUUUCAGUACAAGAGUCAUUGAAUGUUUUACUAUUUAAUUACGACAAUACUUAUAUUUUUAUAAUAUGCCUCUCAUACCCCC